Messenger RNA from Cladocopium goreaui, 1812 nucleotides. The record is from the annotation of a GenBank genome assembly. Lineage: Eukaryota; Dinophyceae; Suessiales; Symbiodiniaceae.
AUGGGUGUCAAGCCAGACUACUAUCUCCAGAAGGUGUUGAGCAGCAUGCAGCUGUUCAUCGCCUCACACGAAGGCAUCUUACGCGGUGCCGCGUGGGCCGGGGUGAACGCUUUGACGAAUGCCUGCAUCCUGGAAGAGAUGCGCAUCGUCACCAAGGAUUGGGGCGCCGUGCUGCCCAUAUUGCAGAUGGUCAUCACCUCCCCAUCUCUGACAGAUGCGCAAGCGAAGGCUAAAGAGAUCGCUGCCAACCUAACCGACGCUUGCGAUCAAUUGCUGGCAUCCAUGACAGUGGCGAUCUAUUCCGUGGCGCAUGGCAAGACGACCUGUGGUGACAUGAAGGCCAGGGUUUCGGCUGAGGAGUGGCUGAUGGCUGUUGAGAGUGCUGAAGCGCAGAACUACUUGCUUGCCCGCGCCACCCAGCUGUUCAUGCAGAUCGCCUUAGGAUUUGAAGUGUCACAGAGUCAGGUGGACCUCACGGUAUUGACCGAGAGCGUUGGUCAAGACUUGCGGAAGCUGAUCGAAGGCAGUAUUGAGCAUCAAUUGGUGGUGCCGCCCGAUCAGGAGAUCGUGGAUCUGUUCUUCGAAGCCAAGGCCGCCUGGUUCGACCUGGAGUCCGAGCUGAAGAAGUCGGUGCGUUCGGCGGACAUCCCCAGCACCACCAUCAAGGAGGUGGCACGGUUGAGCCGGCUGGCACUGGACAGUGUGGGCUCGGCAGUGUCGCUCUACGUGAAGGUGGCCCUGUCCUCGGGCACUGAUGCACCGGUCUACCAGUUGGACAUCGCCAGUGCCCAGCGCACGGCCAUUGCCAAGUUGGCCAAGGAGACCUCCUUCCUCAGCUACGGCUACGACCCACAGAACAGUUGGAUCCGCUUCAAUUAUACGAGGCAGAGCUUUGUGAGCAAUCACUGGAAACUGAUGAAGGGCUAUCCAGCCUCUGGAGAUUAUCCUGCAGUGCCCUACACCAGCAACAUUUGUAUAGUCCAGCAGAUGGCGGCCGUUUUAACGCAGUACGAGCUGAUGGAGAUCGCCGCGUUAAAGGUGGCCCUGGGCGACGCCGCGUGGCUCCAGGAGGUGGUCAUGCGGAUGCCCGAGGUGGUCAAGGACAUGGAGCUGGCCAUGAAUCAGUUCAGCGGACUCAAUACCACCUGUGGCCCUGUGACCUUCUCCAAAGAACAAUGGCAGGGACUGAUUACGGAGGUGGGUCUGUUGAGGAGUUGGAGCCAAGAGGCUGCUGUGCGUUUCAUCCUUCAGAACGAGUUCAAUCAGUGGCCUGAGCCCUGGGAGCCCUGGGAGCCCUGGGAGCCCUGGGAGCCGGGGCGUGACCCUGCCCUCCAAUUCUUUCUGGAGGAAUCGGAGAUGCGUCUGAAGUUUGGAUCCAGGGACCCCUUGGUGCCUCCGCCCAUCUCUCAAGCGAUGUUUGAUGAGGCCCAACGGAUUGCCGAGCAUCUGGAGCCGAAGCUGCACACUCUCAUCGCGGCUCUGGCGGGCAGCGAUUCACAACAGGUGCACAUCGCUUCGGUGUCACUCAGCGAGGAGACGAAGAAGGUGAAGAAAGAGUUUCUGCAGGAUGCCCUAGCCCCUUGGUGGUGCGAAGGGGAUGGCGCGAAUCCCAACAAGCCGGUCCUGCGGAUUGAUAUGGCCAGCCAGCAAAUCAUGUUGGCCUGGCAGAUCUUCAAAGAAAGUCUCAUGCUGCAGCUGGGAUCGAUGGGCGCCAAGGUCGUAAAUAACUUGAAAGACGGCGGCAAUGGCAUCCCUGCGGUGAUUCGCAACCGCUUCGACAUUUUUAAACAAUGGGACCAGGUGGAGCUGUAG